AUGAGCACACCUUGUCCUGAUGAAAUAGAAUCAAAUCUUGAACGUCUUCUAUUUGUUUGGAGAGAAAAGCUGAAAACGGAAACCCUUCUUCAAAUUGAAAAUUUGCGCAAGCAUACAAAAAAAGGAUGUCUCUCGGAAAUACCUGUUGGAUGUGGGACUGAAAUAAAUGAGCGACUUCACAGACAUCUUAACCGAUCAUUACUGUGCGGAGUAUGCAAAAUUGGACCUCAGUUGGCGGUAGCGGUAAUGGCGUGUGCUUUGUAUGCAUGGAAUUGCAAACGAAGAUUAAAAACAACCCUCAAUAAGAGAACAAUUCCGAUCACGCCAAUUGAAUUAGAGCCUUUGCUUUAG
Messenger RNA from Porites lobata, 351 nucleotides. NCBI's taxonomy places the organism in Eukaryota, Metazoa, Cnidaria, Anthozoa, Scleractinia, Poritidae. The record is from the annotation of a GenBank genome assembly.